UCAUUUAUUCGUUGUAAUCUUCCGGCAUUGCUCAAAGAUUUACCUCAACUUUCAAUGUUGCUAUUUGGACUAUGUACAAUUAAAAAAAUUGCUAUAUUGGAGACAUGCGAUUCUAUAAUUUCUUCAUCCACAGCCGGUGGAAAUCAAUUGGCUAUUUCUACGACGGUUCUCAGUCCAACUCGACCAAUUAUUCAUUUCUCUACCAUCUAUCUCUAUCUUACAAGAAUGCCUUUGAAUCCAGUGUUAGAACCACAAGAAAUAGAACUUGCAGCAGAUUUGAAAGAUGGGAAAUGCUGUAUCUUUACAGGCGCUGGAGUAGCUUCCGCUAUUAUCCACCUUGAUCCAGUUCUUACUAAAGGAAAUGCCAGGACUAUAAGGUCAACUGUCGGAAGUUGGGCUGGCUUUCUUCGUGCUGUAGCUACAGAAUUUUUCCGAACAUAUACGUCAUCAAAUCUUUCCUUCGAGGAUAUUAAAAACUUGACAAAAUUUGGAAGUUAUGUUGACGAAAAACUCACAAAAAUAUUUGAAAAAAAUCAUGACCAAUUAUCUGCUGCAAUUAAAGCUGUUGAAGAUGCUAUUUACGACCGAAAAGAAUUUUCACAAAAUAUGUCACUUUUCCAAGAUACUAACGAUAACAAAAGACUUUUUUCAGAAAUUAAUGUUGAGAUUCAAAGAACUAAAUUUAGUAUUGAACGUAUUUACGAUGAAUUACCUCAAACAAAGUCCAAAGAAACUAAAAUGAGGGGUGAAUACUUUGACCUUUUAAAAAAAGCUGCAAUAACUCCGUGGGGAAAAGGGACCGCAAUUAUAGAAUCAACGGAACUCCUCACACAACUUAUCAACAAAAUGAAUGAAAAUCUAGGUUAUACUUCAUGCGGUAAUGUAUGGCAACGAGGUUCCAAGUCAGUCAAACAAAGGAUUGACCAAUUAGAACAGGAGAUUACCAAUAAUCAAGAUGAAAAGAAAAAAGAAAGGUUGAAAUGUUUUAAAAAUAAUUAUACAGAAAUAAAAUCAUUAUUUGAUAAGCUUUCUGACACCACCGAGAAAAAUGGAUAUGCUACAGAAUUCAUUAAAGAUUUUCAAUUAACAUUAGCUGGUGCACUUUCUGUAAAUGACGAUAUUGUGAAUAAAACAUUUAGACAUCUUACUGAACUUGUGCUUAGUCCAUUAAAGUCAAACCCACAUUCUCCUUUAGUCAAGGCAUUUGAUAUUAUAUGUGAAAAAAACGUGCUCUUAACUUCAAACUACGAUACAUUUUUGGAAAGCGCAUUAUUUCGUAAUGCAUUGGAUUACAUGGAAGACUUAAGCGACUCAAAUCAAUUAGAUUUCUUAAUCCCAAAUGAUUUUACAGAUGAUUUGAAUUACCACAAUCGUUUUGUUAUUCAUAUUCAUGGUCUUUACUAUGAUAAAGGAACCUUCGUUAUAUCUGAAGAAGAGUAUAAAAAUACCAUUAACUCAUUUGCAAAAUUUAUGAAAACAGUAAUUCUAGAUAAAAGGCGAUCUUUAGUAUUUAUUGGAGUUAGUGCAGAUGGUUGGACGGACUGGCAUAUGGCUUAUUUAUUCAAUGAAUUGGCUAACAUGAAUGACAGAGAUAGCCAUCCUCAUCACUAUUGGGUUGUGGUGAGAGGGACUGAAUUUCCUAAUGAAGAUGAUUUCUCAGAAUUAUCGAAGCAAGAAGAACGAAAGAUUACUUUGGAAUAUGUUAAGAAAAAAGUUAAAACUGUUGUUUAUGGUGAUUCUUAUGAUGAUUUACCUCCUUAUCUGAUAUAUCUUUCAAAUUUAAAACAAAAACCCGUGGCUAAAUAA
Molecule: messenger RNA, 1806 nt
Organism: Racocetra persica
Lineage: Eukaryota; Fungi; Glomeromycota; Glomeromycetes; Diversisporales; Gigasporaceae
Source: the annotation of a GenBank genome assembly